Messenger RNA from Cornus florida, 5679 nucleotides. Its product is annotated as DNA-directed RNA polymerase IV subunit 1. Gene Ontology annotation, cellular component: RNA polymerase II, core complex. Gene Ontology annotation, biological process: DNA-templated transcription. Gene Ontology annotation, molecular function: DNA binding. Lineage: Eukaryota; Viridiplantae; Streptophyta; Magnoliopsida; Cornales; Cornaceae. The record is from RefSeq and is a predicted model, not a curated record. Bases 597 to 5006 code for a protein of 1469 amino acids. The transcript has 21 exons.
CACGCAACGCAACGCAACCUUCGUCGCGCCUUUCUUUACUCUGGUCUCCGCCGUGAACUCGGUUUGUCUUUUCUUUAGUUUAAAGGAAUCGGCGAUCAUCUUUUUAUAAGCCUCUCCUAUCUCUCUCCUCGUUCUCUCUCUAUAGAUAUAUCUCAAUAGACACACAUACACACACAUACACGGACACUUGUUGGCUUGCCCUCGUGUUCCUCAUUGUUUUAAUAACACAACUCGUCAAAGUUAUCAGAACAACCCUUUCAGUUCACGGAGGAGUCUCUGUUGUCUGCUUCGAACAGUGCUCAAGGAGAGUAAACAGUCGCUAUUCCGUUCCCAGAAGUCGCUCACACUGAGAUCCCAAACUGAGUGGCUCUGUGCUCACCUGUUGCCAAUAAACUUUCUGGCUUCAUGUGAGAAUGGAAAACUGGACACAUACAUCGGAGACCUAGAGACACGCCGGUCAAGCGAGGAAGACUAGUUGUAAUAAAAGGUAAGCUGGUGAAGAAGGUUUUCAUGCUCAAACGGUGCUAAGUCUAGGUUUAUGGUGCAACAUUCUAGAAGACUACCAGCUAAGCUAAAGAACAAGGUUACAGAGCUCAAUGGACGGCGAGUUGCAUGUAGAGCAGCAAGUCCCAUCUGGGAUCCUGAGAGGCAUAAAUUUCAAUAUCGUAACUGAGGCAGAUGCAGAGAAGGCAUCUGUCCUACAAAUUGAAGCAAUCAAUGAGGUCACUGAUCCAAAGUUGGGAGUGCCAAACCCAACUGGUCAUUGCCCCACAUGUGGUGCCAAAGAUGCGAAGCACUGUGAAGGCCAUUUUGGAGUAAUAAGAUUUCCAUGCACAAUACUCCACCCAUAUUAUAUAUCAGAAGUUGCACAGAUUUUGAAUAAAAUUUGCCCAGGAUGUAAAUCCCUUCGGCAGCGUAGGGUCAAGGGCGCUGAUUCAACAUCAAGACAGCGCCAGGCUAGAAAUUGCAAAUAUUGCGAUGGAAGCAUCAAAGACUUCUAUCCAAGAAUGAAAUUUAAAGUUUCCAUGAAAGAUAUGUUUGGGAAGACCGCAAUAAUAGCUGAAGUCAAUGAAAACUUGUUGAAGAAGGUUCGAAGUAGAGGUUCUAGGGAAGUUCUGGCUUCUGAUUAUUGGGAUAUCAUUCCAAAAGAUGCACAACAAGAAGAAAGUUUACUGAAACCAAACAAAAGAGUCCUAUCACAUGCCCAGGUUUAUCAUAUGUUGAAAGAUGUUGAUCCGAGGUUUCUUAAAGAGUUUAUUUUAAGCAAAAAUUCUCUCUUUCUCAGUUGUUUCCCUGUAACUCCCAAUUGUCAUCGCGUGUCAGAAUUUGCGCAACAUAUGAUCUUCGAUGAGCGCACGAGGGCUUACAAAAAGCUGGUUGAUUUUAGAGGAACCGCCAAUGAGUUGAGUUUGCGUGUUCUUGACAGCCUAAAAUCCUCCAAGAUACACUCUGAAAAAUCAUCAACUAAUGAUUCUGCUUCCUAUUUACCAAAAAAGGAUUCUGCUUCUAGUAUGUCUGGCUUGAAAUAUAUCAAAGAAGUGCUUCUUGGGAAGCGAAGUGAUCAUGCCUUCCGCAUGGUCAUUGUUGGCGAUCCAAAUAUAAAGCUCAGUGAAAUUGGAUUACCAUGUUAUAUUGCAGAGAGGUUACAAAUAUCUGAGCAAUUGAAUUCUUGGAACUGGGAGAAGCUGAACACUUGCUGUAAUCUACGCAUUCUUGAAAAGGGAGAGAUUUUUGUUCGCAGGAAAGGUGGUCUGCUUCGUGUAGGUUUUAUGGAUAAAUUGAAGAUAGGGGACAUUAUAUAUAGGCCCCUGAUCGAUGGAGAUAUUGUCUUGAUAAAUAGGCCUCCAUCUAUUCAUCAACACUCCUUAAUUGCUUUAUCUGUUAAGGUGCUUCCCAUAAAUUCAGUUCUUUCAAUAAACCCUCUUAUCUGUUCUCCUUUUCGUGGGGAUUUUGAUGGUGAUUGUAUUCAUGGUUAUGUUCCUCAAUCAAUUGAUUCUAGAACUGAGCUCCAUGAGCUUGUUUCUCUGAACAAGCAGCUAAUUAACAGACAGAGUGGUAGAAACCUUCUUUCCCUAAAUCAUGAUAGUUUAACUGCAGCCCAUUUGGUUGUCGAAGAUGGGGUAGUCUUGAAUCUUUUCCAAAUGCAGCAGCUGCAGAUGUUCUGCCCUCGUCAGCUGGAAUUGCCAGCAAUUGCAAAAGCAACUUCACCAGAUGCUUGUUUUUGGACUGGGAAGCAAUUAUUUAGCCUUCUUCUGCCCCCAGAAUUUGAAUAUGCUUUUCCGUCAAAUGGUGUUUAUAUAAGUAAGGGGGAGCUUCUAUCUUCAUCUGAUGGAUCUUCCUGGCUACGUGACUCUGAUGGGAACCUUUUCCAUAGUCUUGUCAAACAUUGCCAACAGAAGGCUCUUGACUUUCUCUAUGCUGCCCAGGAAGUUCUUUGUGAGUGGUUGUCAAUGAGGGGCUUGAGUGUUUCCUUGUCCGACCUUUACCUCUCUUCUGAUUCACACUCUCGAAAAAAUAUGAUCGACGAAGUCUCUUGUGGUUUGCGUCAAGCAGAGCUGAUCUCCCAUAUCAAACUAUUGAUGGUGGAUUCCAAUCAGGAUUUCCUUGUUGGAAGUGGUGAGGAAAGUGAAAGUGCUGUUGAUUUUGGGGUGGAGCGCAUGUGUUAUGAAAAGCAGAAGUCAGCGGCACUUAGUCGAGCUUCAGUCUCUGCUUUUAAGCAAGUGUUCUGGGAUAUUCAGAAUUUAGUCUACCAAUAUGCAAGUAAGGACAAUUCUUUACUGGCUAUGUUAAAGGCUGGAAGCAAAGGCAAUUUGAUGAGAUUAGUCCAGCAUAGCAUGUGUCUCGGUUUGCAGCAUUCAUUGGUUCCAUUGUCUUUCAGAAUUCCCCACCAGCUUUCUUGUGCUGCUUGGAACAACCACAAGGCACCUGCCUCAACUCAGAAGACUAACAAUAUUUCUGAAUGUGCUGGGCCUUUCAUCCCGUACGCUGUGGUUGAAAAUUCUUUCCUCACAGGCUUAAAUCCUCUUGAAUGUUUUGUUCAUUCAUUAACAACUCGAAAUAGUUCCUUUAGUGACAAUGCCGAUCUUCCUGGGACUUUGAACCGGAGGCUUAUGUUUUUCAUGCGUGAUAUAUACAUUGGAUAUGAUGGAACUGUGAGAAAUGCUUAUGGGAAUCAACUUGUUCAGUUCUCCUAUGAUAUUGAGGCCAUCUCUUCGAGUAAUGAUACUGACUGUUCCUUUGAUGACAACACUAAUGCUUGUGGUGCAAUGGCUAGCGAACCUGUUGGUUCAUUGGCUGCUUGUGCCAUUUCUGAAGCUGCGUACAGUGCUUUGGAUCAACCAAUUAGUGUACUUGAAACAUCGCCUCUUCUAAAUCUUAAGAAAACACUGGAAUGUGGUGUGAAAAAAAUUAGUGGUGAUAAAACUGCUUCACUGUUCUUGUCCAAGAAACUUGGAAGAUGGACAUAUGGUUUUGAAUAUGGAGCUUUAGAAAUUCAGAAUCACUUGGAGAGACUACUCUUUUCAGACAUUGUUUCUACUGUUAUGAUAUUCUUCUCCCCACCGACUCAUGGCCGUACACAUAGCAGUCCAUGGGUUUGCCAUUUUCAUAUUUGUAAGGAAAUAGCAAAGAGGAGAAGACUGAAACUGGAUUCUGUCAUUGAUGCUCUCUGCGUGAAUUACAAUUCGUCCAGAAUGAGACUAAAAAACAACCUCCCAAACUUGCAUAUAACAAGCAAGGAUUGUGGUGUAACUGACAAGCAGAAAGAAAAUGAGGCCACAUUUUGCAUUACAGUCACAAUAGUUGAAGGCUCCAGGAACUCCUGUGUACAAUUAGAGAACCUUCGAGAUACGGUGAUACCAUAUCUUCUUGGAACUGUUAUAAAAGGAUUCCUUGAGAUCAAGAAGGUGGAUAUCUUAUGGAAAGAUCAGCCAAAUGUAUCAAGAUCUCAUUUUAGUUCUUCUGGUGAACUCUAUUUAAGGGUUUAUAUGUCUGAAAACUGUGAUAGAUCAAAAUUCUGGAGCGUCCUUGUGAAUAAUUGUCUCCAAAUAAUGGACAUGAUUGAUUGGGAUCGCAGUUAUCCAGAUGACAUUCGUGAUGUGAGUUCGGCCUACGGAAUAGAUGUUGCAUGGAAAUGCUUUCUGAGUAACCUGAAGAUUGCAAUAUCUGAUACUGGCAAGUGUAUACUUUCAGAACAUUUGCUUCUUGCCGCAGAUUGUCUAUCAGCUACGGGAGAGUUUGUUGCCUUAAAUGCAAAAGGGUUGGCGCAGCAAAGAAAACAGACCUCUGUUUCUUCGCCAUUCACACAAGCAUGCUUUUCUAAUCCAGGCGAUUGCUUCAUUAAGGCUGCCAAGAUGGGAGUUGUGGAUAAUCUUCAGGGGAGCAUAGAUGCAUUAUCAUGGGGAAUGAUUCCUUCUAUAGGAACUGGAGGACAGUUCGAAAUGUUAUAUUCCCCGAAGGGACAUGAACUUGCUACUCCUAUAGAGGUCUAUGACUUGUUGGGUAGCCAGAUCAGCUCUCUUGAACAGAAUGUAAAGGUCAAGGCACCCAGCUGGCAUGACCGUAUGUCCAAUAAAUGUCACACUCAGCCAAUAUGUACAUAUGAUGAUAUUGCUGUGAAAGGAUGUAAAAAUUUGGAAAUAUCGCUAACAAAAUUAAGAAGUGUUAUCUCGCUGAAGGACAUUCAGAGGUUGUCUCAGGAAUUGAAGUAUAUGCUACGCAAGUAUCCUGUCAAUCACCAGUUAAGUGAUGUGGACAAGUCUAUUGCAAUGAUGGCUUUAUAUUUUCACCCUCGAAGGAUAGAGAAGAUUGGAACUGGUUUUCAGGAAAUAAAGAUUGGUUAUCAUUCAAAACAUGAAAAUACUCGCUGCUUUUUGUUGGUAAGAACUGAUGGAACAGUCGAAGACUUCUCAUACCAUAAGUGUGUACAUGGUGCAUUGGAGAUUAUUGCUCCUCAACGGGCGAAAGCUUAUCAGUCAAGGUGGCUAAAUGAAACAAUUAGGGAGUGAGAGGCAUUUACGGUGGCUUUCUAACCUUUGCGUUGGAUAGUUAGAUGUGCAGUCAUCUUGAUGCAUCACUCAUAAAUGAGCCAGAGGAUUGCUUCCUGGACUGGUUUUGUUAAUCCAAUGCUUCUUGUGGCUUGAAAGCUAAGGAAAUCUGAAGCAGAUCUAACUUGUGGACAACCGCAUGUUGAAAGUGUUGGCAUGACAUCUAAAAAAAGUGUGGGGUUAUGGGUUCGAUUUUUGUCAUCAAUUAGAACAGAAUUUUGUUUUCCUUCAUGCUGCAGUAUCUCUUCUUUGAGUGAUAUUAUGGCUUUUGGGAGCUCUCACACCUUUCCAAAGUUGUACAACUUCUACAGAAACCGAAUGUUGUGUCCAACCAGAGCAAAGGGCUGUGUAUCCUAUACUCCUUUUCUUUUCCGAGUGCAAAGACAUCUUUUGUGGUUUUUCCCUUGGUUAAUUUAGAGUUCUUUUUGCUGAUUCGCAGAAAUUUAUUAGUAAUCAAGAGUAUUGGAUGAAGAAUAUCUGAUGUAAGUAGCGAAAAACAAGUUUGGAAAGGGAAUCCCCUUUUUAUGUUGUAUUUUUAUCUGGCAAUGGAAACAUCAAUAAACAUCAAUGUUCCGGCUAUUUUCUGUGUCAUUUUUAUUUAUUUAUUUUUUCAUUGGAUGUCUGGUUGAUGUAA